Pomacea canaliculata is the source of this 9564-nucleotide messenger RNA. RefSeq names its product nesprin-1-like. Gene Ontology annotation, molecular function: protein binding. Lineage: Eukaryota; Metazoa; Mollusca; Gastropoda; Architaenioglossa; Ampullariidae. The record is from RefSeq and is a predicted model, not a curated record. Bases 370 to 9432 code for a protein of 3020 amino acids. The transcript has 43 exons.
CAGAGUCUAGCCAAUGCUGCUCAUGUGUUUGAGUCCUUGGUAAAAGAAACGAUUGAAAGAGGCAAGAACUUCAAGAGACAUCUCCACGAGGCAGACCUUCCAAUACUGGAAAACCAGAUUGACUUUUUAGAGAACAGGUUCAGCCGCACCAAGAAAGUAAUCAUUGAGAGGGUGGAGUCCCUGGAAAAGACCAUCAGCUCACGCCAAAUCCUGCAGACAAGCACUGAGUCUACAGCACACUGGCUGGACAACCUGCAGGCACAGAUUCAGGCCGCCACUAUCCCAUCUGGAUCUAGUGUGCAGGAUGCAGAGCAAAGUGUGCAGAAAUUUGAGGACUUGGAGAAGUCUUUGGCUGAUUAUCAGCAAACGAUGACAGAGCUCAGUAGCAACGUAGAGCCACUGCGUGCAGAAGGUCAAGUGAGUCAAGCUGAUGCCAUAUUGCACCUUACAUCACAGUAUGAACUUCUCAUUGACCGUGUGGUCAGUAGCAGGAAGAGGUUUCAAGCUGCUGUAGGGGUGCGCCAGCUACAUCAGAAACAACUAUCAGAACUGCACACAGCCUUGGAAGAAAUGCAGAAGGAAAUGGCAUCAGUCUCUAAGUCAAGCCUUUCCAUUCCAGAGCGUCUUCGGAUAUAUAAGGAACUUCAAGAAAAGUUGAUAUCUCUUCAACCAGAAGUAAAUGUGGCUGAAGAUCAAGCACAGCAAAUUGCUGUUGACUGUCUUCCAGCAGAUAUGAAAGUUGUUUUUUCACAAGUGGAGACCAUCAAAGAAGAAUUUUCAGAUCUCCGGUCUACAUUAGACAAACGAAUUGAACACUUUCAGCAGCUGCAACUCGAACGAGAAAGCUUUGAGGCUGCAAUGAAUGAGACCAUCUCGUGGUUGGAAGAGAAAGAAGAAAUCCUUGCCUCUCUCAGACCACUUCACCUGGAUUCUGACAAGGUGGAUCCUGUUCUGGAGAAACACAGGAUCAUGUCAGGGGAAGCUGAAAUGAGAAUAUCUCUCAUAAAAGCAAAGGCCACGGAGGAGCUGACUCGUUUUCAGAACCUGCAGGAGCCAGUGCCUGAGGCUUUAUCUGAAAAACUGCAGCAGAUAGAUGCUCUCAAUCAGUCCAUUCAGGAAGCAGUCAAGAAGAAGAACCAGUACCUACAUGAGGCCAAGGCUGACCGCCAGCAGCUGGAGGCAUCUAUGCACCAGGUUGGUGACUGGCUACAGGGGGCCGAGGAGCUUCUGGACUCUGGCUACCAUGGCCUUGACUACAGUAGCAUAGACCAGACUCUUACAGAAUUCAGUGAUUUUUUCUCUGAAGCCAGUUUGUGUCAGGAUGAAAUGGAACAGGUGUCAGAGCUCUCAGACAAACUGUUUACUACACUGGAUUCUAAUGAUACUCAGACUUUGCAACAGUCUUUGAGCAGUGUGUCCAAGCGCUUUUCUCACAUCCUGGCUAGUUCUCAACAGAAACGGGAACAGUUGGAAAACAAAGCUGCACAGUGGCAUAACUUUCAGGAGAAGAUGCAGGAGUUGGCAUCAACACUGGAUAAACUGGAGACUCAGUGGCAAGAAGUGGAUGCUGCUACACUGACCAGUGCUCAGGACAUAGAUGCUCAUCUAAAACCUCUCAGGACAUUCAGUGCCAUGCUGGAGGAAGAGAGACCAGUCAUUGGUGCUGUUAAUGAAAUAGCUCGGUCUCUCACUCGCACUGCUAAUUCAGAGAGUGCAAGCACUAUUGAUGCUGUGAUAUCCUCUCUUAACCAGCGCUGGAACACUCUGACAUCUCAGACAGAAACCAAACUGUCAGCUUUUGAGGAGCUACAAAGUCAGUGGCAAGAGUUCAGUGGCAGUCUUUGUGGAGCAGAGGAUGUGCUACAGUCUGUUCAGGAUACAUUUCACACAGCCACACUGCUUGUGGACACAAAUGCAGAGCUGGUGGAGCAGCUUGACUUGUUAAGGACUGCAAAAGACGAUCUAGAAACCAUAAAACCUCAGAUGGAAAGGUUGCGGUGGUCUUGUGAAACUCUGCAGAAAGCACUUCCAAGUGCAGAAGCAAAGGUCACCCUUGAGGAACGUUUUAUUAAACUGCAGGAAAACUAUACUAGGCAGCAAGUUUUUGUGGAAGACAGCUUGAGUGAGAAGCAAGAGGAACUUGAUAAUCGUGAAAGUUUCCACAAAGAAGUAUCUCAGACACAGUCAUGGCUGAGUGACACUGAAUCCAGUCUCCAGACCAUGGAUCCUGAGGCUGCAGAUGUAGCUCACAGUCUAGAAAAAAUCAAGAUUUAUCAGCGUGAGCUCAAAGUGCGAAUGGAACAGAUGCAUUUACAGCAGGCAGCACAAGAGGCAAAGUAUGGUGCAAUAGGCCGAGAACUUCCUCAGGAAAUAUCCCAGCAACUGCAGGAGGUGUUUGCUCUUGAGAAAACUGUUGCCCACGCUCUGCAUCAGAAAGAGGAAGAACUAGUGCACAUACAUCAAGACCGGGAGGAAUAUCAGGCCAGUCUCACUGCUGUCACUGCAUGGCUGCAGCAAGCUAGUCAGCAGCUACAAGAGCGCAUCAUCAACCUUCCAGAGACACGCACAAGGCAUCAGGAACUGCUGUCCCACUUUGAUGAGUUCAAGCAAAACUUAGACAAAUUACGCACCAAAGGCAGUGACAUUAUUCAACAUACUUCAGAUCAGGGUGAAAAGCAUAGUGUCCAAAAAACUAUUGCAGUCAUCAACCGUCAGUGGCUGUCACUGCAGGCCCAGACAGCAGACCGUACUCAGGAACUGACAGAAGCAGCAGAUUUGGCCCAUGCUGUGGAUGAUGUAGCUAGCAGUGUGUACACCUGGGUCACUCAAGCAGAGACAGUUUUGUCUUCACACCUCGACUGGUCAGAUUUUGACAGUGUUAGAGACCAGCUUAAGUCUCACAGGCGCCUGGUCAAGGAGGUGGAUCAGAAUGAAGACAGGCUGAUUGCCUUGAAUGCUAUGGUCAAACAGCUGGACCAGGUCUGUGACACGACUGCCUCCAUGGCUGCCAUCACAGCACUUAGACAGCGGGUUCAGCAAGUGUCAGACAGUGGAUCCACACGUCUCAGCAUGCUCGAAGAUGCUAAUAAGAAAAUGGAGGACUAUGAUAAAGAGAUUGCUGAGCUGACACGAUGGAUGGAGGAAACGCGCACCCACAUGAGUAUGCGUGAUACAACACAUGACUUAAAGGAACAGCUUGCUGUUCAGGAGUGGAAAGCUGAAUUGCAUAAACUUGAGCAUCUGCUGGAGGACAUUAAGAGUAACAAAGUUCACACAGAGAUGGUUGUUCAACAACAGAGCUCAAUGGGCAUCCCUCUGGGAGAUGUACUUCCCUCGCCUGGCAAUCGCCUUCUCAGGGACAUCGAGCAGCUAGAGGAGACUGCCGAGCGCCAGUGCAGUCAGCUUAGGCUUGCGGUCACUGAGCAGGAACAAUAUGACACGGAGCUACGCCACCUUCAUGCGGCUAUCUCAGAAGCCCAGCAGCAGCUGUUGGCAUCACCUGUACGGGCUUCCUCUGUGGAAGCUCUCAAGCAGCAGAUUGCUGAACAUAAUAGUCUAGCUUCCCAGAUUAAGACCUACCAAGCCAAAAUUAGUGAGAUAAAUGAAAAGAGCCGCCAGCUAUCCCUGCGAGUCGCUCAAGCAAGCACAUGUGUGGACCGCAAGCGCUACCUGCCAGAAAUGAUCUACCGCAAGUGGGGGUCAUCUGCAAGUUUGGAUGUAGGCAUUGAUGUUCAGAGUGCCCCUGUUUCCUCGGCUUCUCACACCAUUGACAGUGCUAGUUUUGAUAGUGCUCUUGAUGGUUUUACAAGCUCAUCUCAGUCACAGCAAACUAGUCCAUCAUUAACAGUUAUGACUGAAUACUCCUCAUCUGUGCUCAGCCAGAAGCCAUUAGCUGUUUCUGGCAGAAGCCCUGGUGAUGCAUCUUCUGUGACUUUUGAAGCAGUACACUUUAAACCAAUCACUGAAAAAAGCCAGAUGAAGAGUUUAGCAUUUCAACCCACAGUGGCUAGUAGUAAAUUAUCUACAGAUGUGAAAAACCCAGCUAGUGGUGUCUUGACCUGGCAAGGAUUGUCAGGCUCAGCAGAAUCAUAUAGCUUCAAAAGUGCCUCUGAUUCAGAUAUUUCAAGUUUUCCUCUUGGCAAGAAAGCCUACCUUGGAGCCAAAAGUGAUGGCAGAAGCAGCCAUUUUGGUCAGGAAGGAGAAAUCAUGCAGUCAACAGAACCCAGAGCGAGAAGUGCUUCCUUUGGACAGAGAGCUGAACCUUUGGGACUUCCUUUAGGUUCAUCUCCGGACACAGCACAAAUAAAUAUCACAUGGAACUCCCUUCAAAAACAGAUUGCAGCCAAGGAGCAUGAGCUUCAGAUGGCACUACAAAAGCAAGAGAAGUACCAGCAGGCUGUUCAAGAUCUAAAUGCCAAGAUGGAGCGCGCUCAGAUUUACCUCACUCGAACACCAGCUACCAGUGCAGCCGACAUCAACAUGCAGAUGAAGGAGUACAGAGAAGGAGUAAGCGAAUUGGAGAGUAUUAAAGAGGACAUUGUACGAGUGCAAGAAAGAGGCCAUCAGAUCAUGGAGAUAUCGGAUCCAGAGAGUCAGAAGGCAAUGGAAGCCACACUAAAAAUGCUGUCAGACAGAUUCUCUAGCCUGCAAACAGUGGCUGACCAAAGAGGCAAACAGCUUCAGGAUGCUGUGAAACAUCGAAAUAAACAUGACAUUGCGCUGUCAGCAUAUAAAAAGCGUGUGUCAGACCUUGAGAAAUGGCUGACAGAGAUGAAGAUAGCACAUGCCAGCAGUGCCCUUCCAACAGAGGAGCCAUCUGCUCUUCAGCAACAACUUCAGGAUAACAGAGAUCUUCAGGAUGAGAUCACCUCUUACCUUCAGCAGAUCUCAGACCUGGCUGUUCAGUGUGACAACCUAUGUGAGCUGGAGCAGCCAGCAGAAGCAGAGAAGCUACGCAGCAGCCUUGCCAGCCUUCAGUCCAGCCUUGGUAACUUUAAGUUCACUGCAAUUGAAAAGGAGACUGCACUGCGCUCCUCCAUUAGGGAGGCUGAAAAGCGGCGCAGAGAAAUGGAGGACUAUGAGAAGAAUGUGCAAAAACUUCAACAGUGGAUGACUGAUACAAAGCAGAUGACACUUAGCUCAGAACCUAGUUCUGGAUCCAUGACUUUGCCAGGUCACCUUCAGCUACACCAGGAAAUUGCAUCGGACCUCAGCCAGCAUCAACAGCUAGUCAGACAGCUUUCAGUUACUGCCCCUAGCCAAAAGGGACUCGAAAAGCUCCAAAGGACAGCAGCAACGGAGGCAAGACAGUUAGCAAUUUCCAGUGUGUCAGAAGAAGAGUUACAUCUUCGCUGGGAGAAGCUGCAGAGAGAACUGGCUCAAAAGACUAAGGAACUUGAGAACAUCUUGCAAAGAAAAAAAUCUGGAGACAAAAUACUGUCACUGGGGCAAAGUGUUGGCGAUACCUCAGUACAGCUGGAGGAAGUUCAGGGUCUGGUGCAGCAGCUGACUCAGUGCUGGCAGCAGCUGCAGGUGCAAGUGGUUGAUAAGCAGCAACGUCUGGAUACAGUUUUGUCAUUCCAGCAGCAAAUGCAGUCUGCCUUUGGUGCAAUUUCAUCCUGGCUUGAUCUUGCUGAGCAGAUGGUGUUCACCUCCAAAGAAGCCCAGUCUGAGCAUGAGCAAAUCAGGCAGAAUGAGUCUUUGCAACGUGAAUUGCGCUCUUUACAAAGUGAGAUCGUCACACUAAGCGCUCAGGCCCAGGCCUUGUUAUCGGGGACAAGUGUUCAGAGUCAUGGACUAAUACAGGAAUCAUUGACUAGUCUUACACAACGGGUUGGAAUGUUAGAAAGUCAAGCAGCAGCUCACAGCACAGAGCUGCAUCAGUCACAGUUGCUAUGGCAGCAGUACCAUGAAGAUGUGCGAUCCCUUCGAAGCAGCAUGCAAGAACUACAGACAUCUGUUGUUGUGCCACAUACUGGAUCUUCAGCCAAUCUGGACUCUCUUGUUUCUGAUGUACAUAAAAUAGAAUCACAGUUGAAAAAAUGUGAAAACCAACUGAGUGAGUUAAAGGCAAGAGAGAGAGAACUGUCUGCCAGACAUCCCCGGGGCCUUAUGCUAUCCGAUCUGAACACACUUCAUAACAGUUUUCUGGAGCUGCAGAGGAAGGUAGCAGAGAGGAAGGGGAGUCUGUUGCUUUCUGUGUCAGUUCAGGAACAGUAUGAGAAAAUGUUGAAAGACUAUGCUUACUUUUUGGAGACAGCAGAAGGCAAGUUAGGAUCUGACUCUAUCUCAGCCAGAGACCUGUCCCAUCUCAAACAGCAGCUGAGUGCCCACAAGGAGUUUUUUAGUGACCUUGAAGUGCACAAGGCCAUGUUAGACUCUCUAGCAGCUCAGUGUGACUCCAGCACACAGGAAACUCACAGCUUGCAGCACACACGUCUUAGCAACCUCACUCAUGUGCUGGCUGACAAAGCUAGUCUUCAUGGCCAACGUCUGGACAGGGCUGUGCGCCAGUGGGUUGAACUAGAUAGCAAACUUCAGCAUCUAAGGCAUUUCCUUGAGCAGGUAGAGGAAAGCAUUCCAAAGCCUGUUGCAACUGGUGACUCACUUGCCACUAUACAAGAGAAGCUUGUUAAGUUCAAAAGGCUUCAAGGACAACUUACUGAUGAGAGACCUGCAGUCUUUCAGGUUGUGGACAAAGGAAAGCAGAUUCUGCACAGUGUUGCAUGCACAUCUCUAGAGAAAGCAUUGACUGAACUGGCCGAAAAGUGGGUGGAGCUCAAUGCACAACUUGGGCAAGAAUUGAAAAAGACUGAAACUAUUGGGGAACAGCUGCAAAUCUUUGAGACUGAGGCCAUGGUGCUCAAGGCGUGGAUGUCUACAGCCAACAAAAAGCUAGACAUUCUCCAGUACCUUACAGAGGAGGAUAUGCAGAACAUUGGCAACAUCCGCACCAAAGUUGAGCAUGUUCUGGAGUUCCGCAAGGAAGUACAGAACCAGAUACCACUGAAGAAUAAGGUACUAUCAGUUGGCAGACAGUUGAUGGAAAAUAGUAACUACGAUACUCGGGGCCUGGAUGUACGAUUGGACUCUAUUGAGCAGGAAUGGAGUCAGUUGGAACAGGCAGUAAGCACUGCAGAGCAGAGUCUCCAUCAAGCCCAGAUGGAACUUAUGCCAUCGCGUCAAGCCUUGCAUGAACUGCAGCUCUGGAUGGAGGACAUGGAGAGGAUGCUAGACAUUGAUGCUAAUACACCUAUCAAAAACAUUGCCGACAAUGAGGUCAUGCUGAAAAAGUAUAAGGGACACAAGGUAGACCUUGCCAGUAAGCAGCUAACUGUUGACUUUGUCAACCAAGCAGUCCUACAACCAGGUCCACAUGAGAAGGAUGUUCCCCAUGAGAAGCUGGAAUUUGCUGAAAAACUUGCAGAAGUUAACCACCAUUGGCAAAAGGUAUCAUCUGCCAUCAAUGAGCGACUUCGAUCACUGGAACAGCUGGCAGGCAAGUGGUCAGAGUAUGAAGGAGCACUUGCACAGAUGCAUGCCUGGUUUCGACAACAGGAAGACAAACUGAAACAAUACCGCUUAAUAGGCCAUGAAGUAGGCGUGAAGCAGACACUGAAAGACUGCAAGGCAAUGCAGGAGCAACUUAAGGCACGGAAAGAAGAUAUGGACUCUAUUGAGAGACUUGGUCAGAGUCUGAUUGACCUGAGUAAAGAGUCAGCAGGCUGCCAGCAUAGUGUGCGGCACUCACUGUCAGCAGUGUGGCAGCAGUGGGAGCAUCUUCAACAUCAGACAAUGCAAUUGGAAAAUCUCUUGACUGACAUGCUAGGUCAGUGGGCUCGCUACCAUACUGACCUUCACAGCCUGAGUCAGGUCUUGGGACAGAUUGAGUACACUCUAAACAGGUACUCCCUGCUAGGUGCUGACAUCAAGGCUCUCAGUAACCAAGUGGAAAAACUCAAGAAUCUGCAAGCAGAACUGAAACAACACAGCAGCCACCUGGACUCUUACACCGCUUUGGCAAGUCAGCUUUGUCAGGUGUGUGAGCCACCUGUGCAGGCAGAAGUUCAGAGCUCAGUUAUAGACUUGAAAACAAGAUGGAGUCGUCUGUCAGCUGACUUAUCUACAAGGCGUGCUGAGUUUGAGCGCUCUCUUGCCAAGUGGAAAGAGUAUGAGCAAGAGUACAGACAUAUCAGUGCAUGGCUGGAGCAGAAAGAACAAGAGUGCAGUUGGCUGGUGACCAUGAGGGAGGAUGUCACUGCCAGAGAGGAGUGUCUGAAUAAGAGUGAGACUUUGCAGCAGGAGCUCGAUGGGAUUCAAACACAGCUGUCAAAUCUGUACCGUUUGAGUGAUGAUCUUACCAAAAACAUGGGAACAUCCACCAUUGUUCUGCUCACAUCUCAACAGUCAGGAGUGGAGCAGCGACUCCUGGCACUUCGCCAGCUCCUGUCGCAACACAUUCAGGCAUUGCAUGAAGAUCUGUCACAGGGAAAUCGUUUCAGUGAAGCCUUUAGUGCAGUCACAACAUUUUUGGAUCAUGCACGGCUUGUUUUGUUGGUAGAAGACCCCAACAAAGCUGCAGAGCAGUCUGCUAUUCAGAAACGCCUUGAUCAGCUCAAGCAGCUAUCAUCACAAUUUCAGACAAAAACUGCCAAGCUGGAUGAGGUGAAUGACCUUGGCUACAGACUAGCAUUGCAUGCCUCUGAUGCCUCCAAGCUCAUUGAACUUAACCACACCUGGUACCAGCUUCUGGCUACCUGCCAAGACAGGUGUAAGGCUUUACAAGGACACCUGCUAGUCCAGCAAGAUUUCACUGCCAAAUGUGAAACAUGGAUGACAUUCCUGGCCUCUGUGGAGCAUGACCUGUCUGCAGAGAUUGCUGGCAACCUUAGUGAUCUCUUGGAACAACAAAGGAAAUUUCAGAACUUCGAGACUGACAUUUACAGCAAGCAGCAGGUACUGCAUGCUAUUAUCAGUGAUGGUCAGAAGAUGCUGCAAGCAGGAGAAGUUGAGGACCCGCAGGAGUUUGAGCGAAAGCUGCGGCUCCUGUCUGACCAGUGGCAAAGUGUUAUUCGCCGUUCUACCCAGUGCAAGAGUAUCAUCAACACUUGCAUCCAGAACUGGCAUGCAUUUAACUCCCUUGCUCAGGAGUUGCGCAGUUGGCUGGCUGAAAAGGAGGCAGGCCUGAAGGUUCUGAACUUUGACACAGUUUCUCUGCAACAAGUGAGGACCCUGCUGGAUAAAGUCAGGACAGCACAGAAAGAGUUUUCAAUGCAGGAAGAUAGCUUCAGGAAAGUGCAUGAUUUGGGCAGCUCAUUGCUUCAGCAAGCAGAUUUCUCUGCAUCACAGGAUAUUAAGCAAUGUGCAUCAAAUUUGCAAAACAAGUGGCUACAGGUAUACAAUCAGCUGGAAGAAUCAUCGUGUGAGACUUGAGGCUAUUCAGAAGGACUGGCAAGAAUGUGAGGAUGACAUCGAAGAAAUUUUAGCAUGGCUGAAGAAUAUCAGGUCUAUACUAGCUGCUGACAUUCCCCGUACAUAUGACGAUCUGCAGUCUGGUCUUUCAAA